GCGCCCAUAAGAACGCUUGUUUCAUAGCAUUUUCCAGUUUAGUAUACGUUCAAGUUACACAAGAGUGUGUAUCGGGCAGCAUGUAUACAAUUGUGUAUUGAAUACACAUUGACGUGAACCUAUGUCCAUACAGGUGACGUAAUGUUGUCGCCUGGAUCCCUCCUCAGUCAGGAAUGGUAUUCGUCUACCACUGGGAAGGCCGUGCUCUCAUCUCUUAUGACGAGAAACUUACUCAAAAGAAAACCGUUUGGAAUUUUGGACAAGCCUGUUUUACCAUUGAACAUUACAGCAGAUGAAGUGAAGUACAAGAUUCUUUUAGUGGGGAAAAGUGGGAUCGGAAAAACUAGUACCAUAGCUAAAUUAUCAGGAAAUGAAAUUCCAGCCACUCACAGCGAAACCCCAGGUAUCCACAUCACAACCACUCAAUGGCCUGGAAUGGUCAAACAAAUGAACAAGAUUGUGAUGUUUCACCUCCAGUUCUGGGAUGUGGGGGACGGAGCAAUGAAGAAAUACGAACACAUCAAAACGACCUGGGAGAAUCAGGCUGACUGUGUGAUCUUCCUGUUCAGCUUUGUGGACAGAGGAAGCUUUGAAGAAAUCUCACAGCAUAUCACCAGAAUGACCAAACCAAAGAAUAACUUCACAAAACUUGUCAUUGGCACCAAAUUUGAUCAGCAUGCUUACAGUGAGAUCACACAGAGAGACAUCAGGGACUUUGAACACACCUGGAAAGUCCCCAUUCUGAAGAUCAGAAAUGUUCCGGACACAGAGACAAAGAAUGAUAUAAAUGAAAUCUCUCAGAUACUGACCACCAUAUGUGAACACUUGUGGCAUCGGGACAUUGUGUUAGCUGGACGGUCGGUUCCGACUAGUGAUGGGAAAAUCUCUGCCUGUUGAGGCUGCCUUAGUGGAUCAUUAUUAAUCACAUAUGAAGAGUUUACUUUCAUUUUAUUGGUCUUAUAUCAUUAGGUAAAUUGUUCAUAUACCGUAUUUGUGUCUCAUAUUUUUUUAAUAAAUAAAAGUUGGGAGUAAAAAAAAACAACUUUGUGAUGAU
Magallana angulata is the source of this 1054-nucleotide messenger RNA. Its product is annotated as ciliogenesis and planar polarity effector 2-like. Lineage: Eukaryota; Metazoa; Mollusca; Bivalvia; Ostreida; Ostreidae. The coding region runs from base 142 to 897 and encodes 251 amino acids. Gene Ontology annotation, molecular function: GTP binding; GTPase activity. The record is from RefSeq and is a predicted model, not a curated record. The transcript is spliced from 5 exons.